Messenger RNA from Spea bombifrons (plains spadefoot toad), 1598 nucleotides. Its product is annotated as matrix metalloproteinase-23-like. Gene Ontology annotation, biological process: extracellular matrix organization; collagen catabolic process; proteolysis. NCBI's taxonomy places the organism in Eukaryota, Metazoa, Chordata, Amphibia, Anura, Pelobatidae. Gene Ontology annotation, molecular function: metalloendopeptidase activity; zinc ion binding. The transcript has 7 exons. Gene Ontology annotation, cellular component: extracellular matrix. The record is from RefSeq and is a predicted model, not a curated record. Bases 37 to 1026 code for a protein of 329 amino acids.
CAGAGUAUUAGUUGCUCUGUUAUUCCUGUUGAUAGAAUGCAUAGGAUGGGCUGGAUUCUGGGUGAUAGGAUGGUUUAUUUUGCCGUUUCUCUAUUGACCUUUGGUUUCUGCAUCUGGCACCAAGAAGAAUCUAUGAUUUCCCCAAAGUUUCAGGAUCGAAAUGCGGAAUUUAUUCCCACUGAGAGCAGUGCACCUGUCAGAAGAAAGAGAUACACCAUUAACCCAAUGGGGUUUAAGUGGGACCAUUUAAACCUAACAUACAAAAUUGUCCAGUUCCCAAACACUCUAAACAAAGAAGACACAGCGAAAGCACUAGAGAUUGCCUUCAGAAUGUGGAGCAGAGUAUCCCCACUUACCUUCCAGCGUGUGCACCCGCCACAGAGUUCAGAUCUUACCAUAGGAUUUUACACGUUUAAUCAUAGUGAUUGUUGGGUCUCUCCAUUGCACCCCUGUUUUGAUGGUCUGAAUGGGGAACUAGCUCAUGCCUUCCUGCCUCCCAGUGGGGAGAUUCACUUUGACAAUCAUGAAUUUUGGGUCCUUGGGCCAUCUCGUUUUAGCUGGAAACAAGGUGUUUGGUACAAUGAUCUGGUCCAGGUGGCAGCUCAUGAAAUUGGCCAUGCCCUAGGCCUGUGGCACUCUAGUGAUGUCAGUGCUCUAAUGCACCCCAAUGCUACGUAUACCCGGACACGUCACCUUGCGCUGGAUGAUAUCCGGGCCAUACGGCAUCUCUACAAUUUUACACAAAAUGGCUCUUUAUCACAUAAAGUUCAAGUGAAGACUCAUUAUGUAUCCAGUGGUCAAUCAGUCACUUUCAGCUGCAAACCAAAAAUGACCCAACCAAACCAGAAAAUCAGGUGGUACAAGGAUGGAUCACGUUUCCAGUUCAGUGCCCCUGACCUAGAUAUGUCUUCCCCAGGCAACCUAAUUGUGCAGGCAAAUACGAGAACCCAGGGAAGGUACACGUGUGUGAUUCGUCAAGGGAGAGUGUUACUAGGAGGAAAGUCGUGGAACCUACGUGUCACAUAAAGCCAUAGAAGAACCAAAUUACACACACCAACUGCACACUGUGUAUAGUUUUGAACUUCUGUUGCAAUAUAAGCUGAGCAUAACUAUCCCCUGACAAUCAGAAUUCCCUAACACAAUGCCUUUCUUUCAAAGGAAGACUGGCAGGUUUCAGCCCGGGGCAAGUCCAAUCAAUGUCUUAAUGCAUAUUUGGCAACCAACAAAACUGCACAUUAUCCUGCCCUCUCCAAUGUGUAUUUCCAAAAGGGAUUGGCAUAGUACCCUACACAAGCAGCACGGCAAAGAUCCAUUCAGGAUGUAAGCCCCCAUGUGGAUAUUUAUAAAAUUAUAAACAAAAACCUUCAUUUUUAGUAGAAGCCAUGUCUCUAAACCACAGAGGCUCAGGAACCAUUGCCCCCUGCCUUCUUUCCAACACUCCCCUGCUUCUUAUAAUUAAUUACACUCCAGCAUGUAAAUGCCAGAUCUGCUUGAUCACCAUUUACCCUUACAGUUAUGUUAAUGUCACUCCAAUAAAAUAAUUAAAUGCACCAAUACCAAUGUGUUAUGAGUUCCAUCAUUUUGCAUGAGUGUAAAAA